UACGCAACCUGUACGGUGCGCGCUCUCCCGUUUCCUCCCCCUCACUGAUCAAUCCGCAGGAGGCCUGUAUCGAUCAUCUCCGCCACGAGCCUGUAGACAAUACUUCAUUUCUCAUAAAUCUGAUUUGCAAAUGCAGAUUCUCCGUGGCAGAGAGAGAGAGAGAGAGAGAGAGAGAGAGAGAGAGAGAGAGAGAGAGAGAGAGAGAGAGAGAGAGAGAGAUGAGUGGACGCGCAUCAUCAGGCGUGUAACACAUUCACGUUGGAUCCUCGCCCUCGCUCCAGCCGCGCACUCCUCGCUCCGUCUCCUCCCCAUCCCUCGGCCGGGUUCGUGCGGCUCUCUCGAUGGUGUGAUCCGGGGGAAUAUGUGAAGAUCAUGCGGGCGGUGUGGUGCUUCAUGGUCUUUGCUGCAGUGGGCGAGAGGCUUGCGGUCUCAGGUGUGGACAGGAGCCCGGCGCAGGAUGGAGGCAUGUGGGGCUGGUUUACCCCGGCAGGACGGCCGGACAGCGGGGACACGGCGGCCGAGAUCACCCACCCGAAGUGGCUGGUGCAGCAGACUGAGUCGGAGGAGGAAGUGGCUCAAGACUACUUCGAUACCAGGGUGAAGAACCGCACUGGAGACACACUGCCACUUCACUUGGCCCAGACCUGUUUCCGAGUGGAAGCCUUUGGACACACCUUCACUCUGGACCUGGAGCUAAACCAUCACCUCCUGUCUUCAGAAUACGUGGAACGGCACUUUAACCAGGAUGGCAGACCCUCGGAGUCUGUGGGAGGGGAGCACUGCUACUACCAGGGAAGGUUAAGAGGUUUACCAGAGUCCUGGGCUGCUGUCUCCACCUGCCACGGCCUGUGUGGCAUGUUCUCUGAUGGCUUCUUCUCUUACGGGAUCGAGCCCCUUAACAAUGGGACCAGUCAGGAUGGUGGAGCUCACUUAAUCCGCAGGAUGCCUGAUAUCAGACUUUCCCCCCACUGCACAGACUGUACAGAGGACAGUGAGUGGGAUCGCAGAGGAGGUGACGGUGGUGACGACAGACCGGACCAAGUGAGGGAGCAGCAGGUGUCCGGGGGCCUGAGGCGAGCCAAGAGAUUUGUUCGCAAGCCCUCUGUCCAGACCGAGACCAAAUACAUUGAGUUGAUGGUGAUCAACGACAAUGAAAUGUUUGUACAGCUGCGUAACUCAAGCAGCCAAACCAAGAACUUUGCCAAAGCAGUGGUCAACAUGGCCGACGCGCUCUACAAGGAACAGCUGAACACAAGGAUCGUUCUGGUUGCCAUGGAAACCUGGACCUCUAAUAAUAAGAUGCCGGUCGUUGAGGACCCAUUGAUAACGCUGCAGAACUUCAUGAAGUACAGGAAGGACACCGUCAAGGAGCAGAGCGACGCUGUCCAUCUUUUCUCAGGGCGCACAUUUCACAGCAGCCGCAGUGGGAUGGCCUACACAGGAGGAGUGUGCUCUCAGACGAGAGGCGGAGGAAUCAACGAGUAUGGGAAUGUCGGUGCAAUGGCCAUUACUUUGUGCCAGAGUCUUGGCCAGAACAUCGGGAUGAAGUGGAACAACGCCCGCAACUCUGCAGGAGACUGCAGGUGUCCGGAUGCCUGGCUGGGCUGCAUCAUGGAAGACACGGGAUACUAUCUGCCCAGAAAGUUUUCUCGCUGCAGUGUUGAUGAGUACAUCCAGUUCUUGCUCCAGGGGGGCGGGAGCUGUCUCUUCAACAAGCCCAGCAAGCUGUUGGAUCCUCCAGACUGUGGGAACGGCUUCGUGGAGCCAGGGGAGGAGUGUGACUGUGGAUCCCAGAUUGAGUGUGCCCGGAGCGGAGGAGCCUGCUGUAAAAAGUGCACGCUCACCCAUGAUGCCAUGUGUAGUAAUGGACUCUGCUGCAGUGGCUGCAAGUACGAGCAGAGGGGCGUGGUGUGUCGAGACACUGUGAACGACUGUGAUAUCCCAGAGACCUGCACCGGCGACUCCAGCCAGUGUCCUCAUAAUGUCAACAAGCUGGACGGCUACAUGUGCGAUAACAGUCAGGGUCGCUGUUACGGUGGACGAUGCAGGACUCGUGAUGGACAGUGUAAAGGACUGUGGGGUUAUAAUUCAGCCGACAGGUUUUGUUAUGAGAAGCUGAACGCUGAGGGGACAGAAAAAGGCAACUGUGGUCCAGGUCCUGAAGGACAGGGCUGGCUGCAGUGCAACAAGCCGGACGUUUUAUGCGGCUUCUUGUUCUGUGCCAACAUGACGAUGAAGCCAAAGUUCGGAGACCUGCAGGGGGAGGUGACCAGCUUCACCCUCUACCAUCAGAACAAGUACCUGGACUGCAGAGGCGGCCAUGCUCUGCUGGAGGACGGCUCUGAUCUGGGCUAUGUGGAGGAUGGCACUCCCUGUGGUCCCAACAUGAUGUGUUUGGAGCGGCGCUGCCUCCCUGUGGCAGCGUUCAACCACAGCACCUGUGCGCGAUCCAACUUUGGCCGCAUCUGUUCUGACCACGGGACCUGCAGCAACGAGGUGAAGUGCAUCUGUGACCGGGACUACACAGGGAAGGACUGCAGCGUCUUUGACCCCAUCCCCGAGCCGACGGUCCCAACUGGCCCGGAGAAGAAAGGAACAUUCGAAGAGGAAGAUCUGGUGGCGGAUAAGACGUCUGUCUCUGUGUCCAUCUCUAUUGUCCUGUCUACUCCUGUCUUCCUCCUCGCACUGUGUCAUUUCCACAUUGGAGAAGAGGGGAACAAAAAAAAAGAAAAAGUCUUCCACUCCUGCCCCAGAAUCUCUCCAAACCUCUUCCGAUUAUCGUUUCCUCCACACUCCCUCCCCCCCCCGUCUGCUCCUGUUGUCUAUCCUCCCCAGCCGGGCCCUGUGAGGCUCCUCUCACCUCUCACCAGCCAAAUCUCACCAGUGUGGCCGCGGCCAGCGGACCACUGAGGGUGGUGUCCAGGCCUCAGCUUGAGACGAGCAGGUGGCUCUCUCUGCAGGAGAGUCUUCCUCCAGUGUGAGGGCUCUAAGAAUGUGCGACAGUGUCUGUGUCCCUCCUCUUCACAUCUCGGACAGUCUGAUGAAGAACUAAUCAACGUUGGACCAAUUUAAGACUUGACUGUCCAAUGCCUGCCUACACACACUCUUUGGUCCGGGUUAAGCACUGGACCCGCGCACAGAUGGAAUUCAUGUAAAAGGAGGUGAACAGUUUCCUUUUUUCUUAAAGGACCUGAGGCUCAGUUCCUUCAAGGCCUCGACUUCUCGACUUCGUGUCGCCGUGGACGAUGUUCUGUUUGAAUCUGAAAGGUUUCUGGUAACAUGGACACGACUGAGAAGAAAUCCCACACUUGACUGUUGUUCGCAUGUUUUCCAAAGAGAGACUGAGGAAGUACAGUGGAGUUCAUGUUUCAUUGUUAUCUGUGCUUUAAGUUGAGGCAUCCCUCCCCUCUCCUCCCUCCACAAGUUUUCAGGUACAAAAAAAAAAAAGGAAGUUAGGUGUGUUAUGGUUUUGGGAUCAUUUUCAAUCACUGAACUUUGAAGCAGCAGAGACCGCAACUUAGUGUUUUCCUAUAUCACAGACAAACCGACAUACAUUCCACGAUGAUCUCGUCUGUGUGCGUGCGCUCACCGGUUUCCGGCCCGCACUUUGUACGCUUACGGAGGUGUUACUGUGUGUGUUUGUUGCACGAGCGAAUGUGCAGGUGCGAGUUAUUUUUAAAGAACAAGGAAGAAUGUACGUGUGUUUACAUUAGUGUUAGGGGCAGUUGUGUGUCCAUGUACAUCUUUAACACCCCUGUUACAGGUAGAGAGGCAGGUUUUUACCUCUAUAAGAGCAUUCGUUUCUACCAACUGUUGUGCGCUGCGGCCAUCGCAACACAAAGGCAGCACGUGAAUAAGGAAUUCAACCGUUUUUAAUGUCAUGUAUCUACAGAAAAUGAGCACUAGCCAACUGUAUGCACACCACUUUGUAAAUAUGUGCAAGAUUUACUGAAUGUUACUGCACUGUAUGAAGAUUUAUUUAAAGCUAUGUUUAAAUUUAGUUUCAGCAAGCGUAUAGCUAUCGGCCUCGAGACGCGACCCGCAUCUGCCAGAUCUCUCCUUUAGUCAGGCGCUGUCUGUUUAUUUGUAACGGCGGCGUUUACAGCCGAGGCCGCCGUCUCACCCUCUCUCUCGUAUCAUUCCAGCUAUCACUGAAAUGUCGUGAAUCUUUUGUACAUUUGUUGAUAGCCCCCCCCCCCCGAGGCCCCACGGGCGAACGCCACACGCCCGGAGACUUUGUAACGAUUCCCACCGCUGUAAAUGACAUUAAUAUAAGAGAUCUAGACCGGGGUCCAGGAGGCAGCUUUGUCUGACACGUGUGCGUGUUAUGAGCUCAGUUUGGUUUGUUUGAGCUUUGCACUAUCGCAGAUGCACUAUUGUUGUAUUACAAUAUGUACAGAGGUGGUAUCAAAUACAAUCUGUGUUUUGAUCCAUUUGAAAAAAAAGAAAAAAAGGGGGAAAUGAGAUGCAUCUCACCCCGUAUUUUUAGACAAUAUCUUUUUGAAUUGAGACGAGAAUAACGAAGAGAACUAAGGAAUGUAGAUGGAUGGAAAUCAAGGGGAAAUAAAAUACUAAAACAUUGAACCACAA
Hippoglossus stenolepis (Pacific halibut) is the source of this 4590-nucleotide messenger RNA. Its product is annotated as disintegrin and metalloproteinase domain-containing protein 11-like. Lineage: Eukaryota; Metazoa; Chordata; Actinopteri; Pleuronectiformes; Pleuronectidae. Gene Ontology annotation, biological process: proteolysis. The transcript is spliced from 25 exons. Gene Ontology annotation, molecular function: metalloendopeptidase activity. The coding region runs from base 373 to 2910 and encodes 845 amino acids. The record is from RefSeq and is a predicted model, not a curated record.